GAAUCCUCACUUUCUGACACUAUGCUCGAGUAUCACCUAUUGUCAAAAUAGAUGAAGUUUCUUUGCCUAAACCCUAACAACCUGCUGCUCGCCACAUGACUGAGGAGUAAUUCUGGUGUCCAUGUUUGGUCUCCUGAGGCUUAUCUACUGAGGCCUGGCUAUGUGGAGGUGGCAAAGAGUACCAGAGGGGUGUGAUCUGUAAAGCUCUCAAGUCCUGUGCUCUAACUAUUCUGUGUGGACUCUCCUGACCUGCUCUGGUACCUAGUUUGUACUGAAAUAGUCCCUUUUGGAACAGGACAGCAGCUUUCUUCAGGGAGGCCUACAGUUCAGCUGAACCAAAAAUUGCCCUUGCAACAUGAGCCAGAUUCCUCAGAAGCGUUCUAUGGAGCCGCCGUUGUUGGAGUGCAUGAAUUCCAGAGCAGAUUCUUUGGACAGCUUGUCAAUGGACAGUUUUUGGCUGGAGGUGGAGAAUAUCAAACAGAGCACUGAAGCUGAGCAAGAGGAGUGCAACCUUGCAGAUGUCAAAACGCCAGAGGAGGGAGAAGCCGAAGCGGAGUGGCUACAGGAUGCCGGUCUCUCAGACCUAAUUGGGGACCACACCUCUGACCAUGAUAAUAUAGUGCUGCUCUCCACCUUGACUAAGACCCAGGCUGCGGCCGUGCAGCGAAGGCUGGAUACUUACUCCCGGUCACGGCGGAAAAAGAACAAACCACCAGUGCGUGACGUCAGAGACGUUUUUGGGGUGGUCAACUCUGAGGAGACAGUAGCAGAGGUGGAAGAGUCUGGCAUGGAUAGGUCUCCCCGUAAUAAGGAGACUUCAAACUACGCCCAGAAACCAGAUUCAAGGGGACUCGAGGAUUUUUCUUGCAUGCUUGGAAGCCCUGGAAAAGAGGAGAUAUUCUGUACUGACAUUGCCUACUCGGAGCAAGCAGCCAUUUUGCACAAAGGAUCAUUUCUACGGGAGUCUAGGAAGAUAAAGGAAGAGAGCGCCCUAACUCAGUUUAAGAUCCCCAAGGGCAGGCUGGGAGUGACCCGGAUAGGAGACUUGUCUCCUCAGGACAUGAAGAAGAUCCCCACGUUGGCCCUGAUUGAGCUGACGGCUCUCUGCGACGUCCUGGGCUUGGAGUUAAAGAGGAACAAGGCACCCAAGCAGAAGGCAAAAGAGAAUCGACUCUUUGGGGUUCCACUCGGCACUUUGUUGGAAAAUGACCAAAAACUCAUCCCCAACACCAAGGUCCCGCUGAUUCUCCAAGCAUUGCUGUCAUGUUUGGAAAAGAAAGGGCUUGACACUGAAGGCAUCCUGAGAGUUUCUGGGUCCCAGAUCAGGAUUAAGAACCUGGAGCAAAGGCUGGAAAGUGACUUCUACACCGGUCUGUUUCGCUGGGAUGAGGUCCGUCAAAAUGAUGUGUCUGGUUUACUGAAGAGAUUCAUUCGAGAGCUGCCCGCCCCUCUGUUGACAGCCGAGUAUCUGCCAGCUUUUGCGGCUGUGCAAAAUAUCCUAGACCUGAGGCAGAGAUUGCAAGCACUCAACCUGCUUAUUCUGAUUCUGCCAGAGCCCAACAGAAACACCCUAAAGGCUCUGCUGGAAUUUCUUAGUAAAGUUGUUGCUAGGGAGAAAAAGAACAAAAUGAAUCUCUGGAAUGUUUCCACAGUCAUUGCUCCAAAUCUCUUCAUGCAUAAAGGACUGGCAAAUAAGAUCCCAGAAGGGAAGGAGAAGCAGCUGGCAGAAGGGGCUGCAGACGUUGUGCGGAUGAUGAUCCAUUACCAAGACUUGCUCUGGACUAUCUCCUCUUUCCUGGUAGCUCAAGUGAGAAAACUGAAUGAGAGCAGCAGCCGGAGGUACCUGUUCUACGACAAACGGAUCAAAAACUUGCUACGGAAGAUUCACACAGACAAGGACAAGGUGGAGAAGAACCAGGCAGAACCUUCCAAGACCGUGAAAGUCCAGACAUCUCUGUUGCUGAAGGAUUCACUGGAGGUUCAUUUGAACAAUGGAACUAAAGCUGCUGAUGUCCUGAGGCAGUUUCAGAAACACCUCAGCCAGAAUGGCUGGAGUAUUGUCAACACAGUCAACCUCCUCAAAUGUAACGGUGCUGUCGAUUCGACGAACCUGCUCCUGUAUGAAGUAGGCGGCAAUAUAAGUGAACAUUGCCUGGAUCCAGAUACAUAUCUCUUAGACUUGUACCACAUCAACCCCCAUGCUGAAUGGAUUAUAAGACAAAAUCCGUCCUUUCCACGGAUGCUCUAGGGAAAGCAUGAAUGAAAAUAAACUUUUGUUUCAAGUUUGUGGGCGGGAGCAGAAAGCUAAAACUUUUUUUUUUAAUGAACAUGGCAUACGGGCAUGGAAGAAAGCUGCUACUUUGGAUGGAAAUAAGUGGUGGUGAUUGGUUUUGGUUUUUACUACUACUUGGUUAAAGAAGGCAGGAAAAAAGAGCAUGUGAGAGUUGGUAACCAGCGGGAGUCAACAUUAGAUUACAGAAUCCUGAAGGUGUGAAUACUCUUCAUAAAGCACCUGCA
Molecule: messenger RNA, 2517 nt
Organism: Pelodiscus sinensis (Chinese soft-shelled turtle)
Lineage: Eukaryota; Metazoa; Chordata; Testudines; Trionychidae
Gene: ARHGAP40
Product: Rho GTPase activating protein 40
Biological process (GO): regulation of small GTPase mediated signal transduction; signal transduction; regulation of actin filament polymerization
Cellular component (GO): cytoplasm
Molecular function (GO): GTPase activator activity
Source: RefSeq, a predicted model, not a curated record